AUGUCCAAUCACACUGAAGAGAUUGAUCAAUUCAUUACCAUGACAAAUGCCUCUCGUAAGGUAGCAACUGAAUAUAUCACGACAUUCGGUGACCUUGAGAGUGCUAUUGAAGGAUAUUUUGCAGCCCAAUCAAACGAAGUUCUUUCUUCAUCGGAUAAUGAUAGAGAAGCUACCAAUGAUACAACAAGAUCAGUGGAGUCAUAUAGUGAACGUCCAUUGGGAAUCGAGCGUUCUGGUUUACAAUCAUCUGGUUCUAGCAACUAUCCAUCGAGGAAAAAUAAAAGCAGUUCUGAUAACAACAGUAAAUUCAUGUCGUUUAGCGAUAUGGUGAGAAAUAAUGCAGAUGAUGAGGAUGAUGAGGAUCGUCCUAGAAAUACUUUUGCCGGUGGUGAAACUUCUGGUUUAGAGGUUACCGAUCCAAAUGAUUCGAAUUCUUUAAUAAAAGAUUUAUUAGAGAAGGCUAAAAGAGGUGGUGAGAGAGCAACUAGUGGUGCUUUUGACGAUAAUGAAUCAAGCCAACCUGAAAGGAAUCAAUUUGAAGGAAGAGGGUAUAGAUUAGGUUCUGUAGUCGAUGCACCAAGUCCUGUUGUUGAAGAUAAUUCUCCAAUGGUAUCUACUAAGAAAGAAAAGGUGAAAAGAGAGAUUACUUUUUGGAAAGAAGGGUUCCAAGUUGGUGAUGGUCAAUUAUACAGAUAUGACGAUCCUAAAUAUGCGCAUUAUCUUCAAGAAUUAAAUCAAGGUCGAGCACCAUUGAAUCUCUUAGAUGUUGAAUAUGGACAAGAUGUUGAUGUUGCUGUUUUCAAGAAGUUAGAUGAAUCAUAUAAACCUUCGAAGACUCCUCAGGUAGCUUUUCACGGUAAGGGUCAAAGACUUGGCUCUCCAAUACCUGGAGAACUUGAAGAACCUACUUUUACUCAGCCUGUUAAGGUCCAUAAUUCAAAUGAUGAUAAACCAGCAUCACCACAAGAGUUAGAGAAGGAAAAAGCAGAGAUUAAAGGUGAUACAUCUGUUCAAAUUAGGUAUGCUUCUGGUAAGAGAGAGGUUUAUCGUUGUAACAGCACCGAUACGGUUCAAUCGUUAUAUGAUUAUGUGAAGCAAAACACAUUAGAUCAAUCGAGAGCAUUUACAUUGAAUCAUGCUUUCCCAGUCAAGGUUAUUGAUCAAUAUGAUUCUACUAUUGCAGAUGCCAAUUUAAAGAAUUCUGUAGUGGUACAAAGGUGGGUUCUUUAA
Molecule: messenger RNA, 1230 nt
Organism: Maudiozyma barnettii
Lineage: Eukaryota; Fungi; Ascomycota; Saccharomycetes; Saccharomycetales; Saccharomycetaceae
Gene: SHP1
Product: protein phosphatase regulator SHP1
Exons: 1
Coding region: 1-1230 (409 amino acids)
Biological process (GO): membrane fusion; Golgi organization; autophagosome assembly
Cellular component (GO): cytosol; nucleus
Molecular function (GO): ubiquitin binding
Source: RefSeq, a predicted model, not a curated record